Jaminaea rosea is the source of this 2944-nucleotide messenger RNA. RefSeq lists its product as hypothetical. The transcript has 2 exons. The record is from RefSeq and is a predicted model, not a curated record. Gene Ontology annotation, cellular component: centrosome; cytoplasmic dynein complex. Gene Ontology annotation, biological process: microtubule-based movement; microtubule cytoskeleton organization. Lineage: Eukaryota; Fungi; Basidiomycota; Exobasidiomycetes; Microstromatales. Gene Ontology annotation, molecular function: dynein heavy chain binding. Bases 78 to 2570 code for a protein of 830 amino acids.
CCGCUACCUUCAUCAUCUUUCAUCCUGAUACCCCUUCUUCUCUCUCACAUCUUUUGCCCAUUGCGGCAGCCUUGACGAUGGACACAUCGUCCUACAAUCACAAUGCAGGCGACGUCAGCGUGGACUACUCCUUCACGCGAGACUCGUCCCUCACCACACGGAGCCAGAAGAGCAGUUUCGCCCCCUCUUCGUCGAGGAGGGAUCGCAAUACCACCAAUAAUACACAGACACAGCGCGAAGACGUCUGGUCUUCCAUUCUCCUUUCAGUACGGACGGCUCGGUCUACCCCCACGUUCCCCAUUGUGGUGCUGGGCGAGCCCCAGAGUGGCAAGUCAACUUUGAUUAGGGGAUUGGCUCAUGGCUGCCCGAGUGGGUGUAUCGAGCCGGGGACUUCAUUGGAAGACGGCGAGGAUGGGGAUUACGGCGAUGAGCAGCAAGAAGACGGUACGCCUGCGAUAGAUGGUAAUGGCAGUGCACUCGCAGACAAGCUGCAGAGGGGAAAGCGCGAUCUAGGACUCGCAUAUGGGUACUGCGAUGUGCCUGAUGAUGAGGGCGAAGAUAUUCUCGCCCGCCUCUCCCUCUACACCCUUUCGUCAUCGGAUGAGGCGCUCCUCUGCCUCCUCCCCUUCGCCCUUCGCUCACCAAGCGGAGGCCAGGAUGCCGCUUCAUCACGUCAACUUGCGGCAGCCAGCUCAUCAAACUCUUCUGCUGAGGAACGAAGACCACUCCCCUCCCUCCCAACAAUGCGCGAUGCCCUCUUCCUCAUUGUCCUCGACUGGCAGCGUCCGCAGUCUUUCCUUGACGAGCUCAGGACGUGGAUCUCCGUCAUCAAGGAGACAAUCUCAGCGGCUUCAGCAGGCGCAGCAAGCUCUGCCUCGGAGGAGCGGCAAAGACGAGCGGCUCAGGAAGCCAUGCUCGAAGAGAUGAAGGACGCUCUCGAGGCGCACGUACGCUCCUACGUCCCGCCGACAACGACGGGCGCAGACGUCGGCGCUACAGUCAAUGGCGCCAAUGGCACAACAGAGGGUGCAACCUCAGCAGGACCAGCAGAAGACGGCAACGAGACCCGUGAUUCUCAAGCGCCGACCAUUGUACCCGUCAGCGCGCCUCUCAGCCUAGGCAACAGGGGAGGAGCAGGCAAUGCAGCCCUACCACUCGACGAGGGUGUGCUCGAUGAUAACCUUGGAGUGGGGAUCGUAGUCGUCUUAGCCAAAUCAGAUCACGUCGCCCAACUGGAGCGCGACCGGGACUUUAAGGAGGAGCAAUUUGAUUACAUUCAGCAAGCUCUACGGACAAUCUGCCUCAAGUACGGUGCGGCCCUCUUCUCUACAGCGCAGAGUCGUCCUUCGUCGUUCGGCGUGCUUCGACAAUACCUCGUCCAUCGGCUGCUCUCCUCAGUCAGCAGCGGCAAUGCGACCGGCACAUCAGAAGUACCAGGGGAGAAUGGUGCCGCUACUGCCUCUUCGUCCCGCGGCUACCCCUUCCUGCACCCUCCUUCAACCAUCGAGCGCGAUGUCCUGCUCGUUCCUUCUGGGUGGGACUCUUGGGGCAAGAUUGUUGCAUUGCGGGAAGGUUUCCAUCCUUCACUCACCGCGCAAGGCUGGGAGUUCGACUGCCGCGUUGAGAAACGCCGUCGCUCACGGGCUUUGCCUCGCGCCGAGCUGGGUCAGGUGGAGCGGGAGCUGAGGGAGGAGUCACAGCAGCAGAGAGAAGCAGGAGCUGCCCCACCACCGCAGCCGGCGAGUGCGUGUAGGCUGUGGGAGGACGUGCUGGGAGAUUAUAGAUGGGAUCGAUCUGCGAGAGGCAGCUUGGCUAAUAGUGCUGGUAGCGGCGGAGCCGGCCAGUCGUCUGCCGGGGGCGCUGAUAGCCUGGCAGCUCCAGAUGCGCAAAGCUUCCUUGCGCAGCAUCAUGCUACAUUGCAGAAAGAGGCGGCAGCAAACGCAGCGACAGCCGCUGCGGCGGGGGGUAGCGCAGGCACAUCUGACCCUCGCGCCAAGUUCGCCAGGACAAGCAGUAGCAACAAUGCUUCGUCGCACCUGGCCUCAGCGGGCGGUAGAAGCUCAAUCGUCGGCCCAAUGCAGUCCUCCUCCCUCUCUGGCCCAGCUGUUGAGCGAGCCAUGGGCCUUGCACAACGCGAGGACUCCCUGAGCGCAGGCGGCGCUGAUGCUUUGGGCUCACCAAACCUGGAUGUCCCCUCGUCAAGCUCUUCGCGCCCGUCGACAAAGCGCCGCGAGUCCAAGGAGCACCGCAGCUCGGCGGUUGGCACUGGCAGCAGACCACACAGCCCUGCCGUCGGCGGUGGCACAGGCUCGACUCAUUCAUCCCGCGACUCUGCCGCUACGCGAGCUUCCUCUCCUGGUGGGGCGUCAGCGAGUACAAAGCAGAGCGAGGUGCUGCAGAGCUUCUUCCAGGACUUGUUGAGGGGCAAGGGAGGUGGAGGAGCAGGAGGCGGAGGCAGCGCUGCAGGGUCGACUGGGGCGAGUCCUUCUAGUGCGGCCUUGGCUAAGGGUAGUGCGCAGGCUGCAGCGAGGAGGACGGAGAGGGGAGCAGGAGGAGGCGGAGGCGAAUGAUGCAGAUGACCUUGCCAGGACCAUGUAUUAUGCUCUUGAGCGCUUUUUCAUCCUCAUUUACAGGGUAUCAUGAUGCCACGUCAUUUGUUACGUCCUUCGUCAUCGCUGCCGAGUGGAAGGAGUUUCGGGGCAGAUGCGAGUCAGUCAAGGCUGACUUGCGCGCAUCUACGGACCGCUACUCGCCAGCUCGACACGCUCUCCCCUCCUCGCCUUGUCAAUCCGCAGCCACCCAUCAUCAGCCCAUCCUUCCUCGUCCUCAUCCUUCCUGAUGAGCUGAGGCAUCUCUAGCCCCAGAUACUCUGCUGUGAACAGCCUAAGAAUCAUGCUCCACGCAUAGUUCGUCGGCCAGUCCAGUGCACUCGCAUCAUCCUUCA